AUGGACACCUGCCGCUUGGAUUCCGACGAUACCUUCGGGCCCGUCGUAUCUCACUGUCGUGGCGGGUUCGACUUCACCUUGCUGUUCGAGCAGGCUAUCCUCUCUAUUCUUCCCUCGGUGCUCGUUCUUGCAGCAUCCGUAUAUCGGCUCCUUGGUCUCCGUCGCCAAUCCGUCAAGACAAUCACCAAGUCGCGUGCUCCUUGGGUAACAGCAAAGCAGACCGCCAUCGGAGCCUAUGCGAUCACGCAGCUGGUUCUGGUGAUCCUCUGGGCCAUCCCAGGACACAAUUCCACCAGAGUGUCAGUAGCAGCAUCCGCUGUCUCCUUGGCCACAGCUAUAGUACUCUCCAGACUGUCAUACGUCGAGCAUAACCGAUCAGCAGAGCCUUCAGGGAUCCUCAACUUCUACCUUACCUUCUCGAUUCUCUUCGACGUCGCCCAAGCGAGGACGCUAUGGCUCCGAGGCAACGGCACCGCCAUAUCCGCCGUCUUCACGGCUGGUAUUGUGCUGAAAACAGUCAUGUUGGGCGUUGAAAUGGUCGGAAAGCGCGGCAUUCUACAGGCGCCGUAUCGAGACUGGUCACCGGAAGCGCUGGGCGGCAUAAUGAAUCGAAGUGUCUUCUGGUGGAUUAAUUCGCUCUUGCAUAGGGGCCAUGGUUCCAUCCUCAAGCAGAGUGAUUUGUUUCCCUUAGACCCAGACCUCCAGUCGCUUCAACUCCGAUCGAAAUUGAUACAGGCUUGGGAAAAGUCCGACAAGAAGAGCCCUCACUCUUUGUUAUUCACAACCAUAGUCUCUUUGCGGAAGCCUAUGCUGGAAGUUGUCAUGCCUCGAAUCGCCCUCUCCGCUUUCAAGAUCUGCCAGCCCCUGUUGGUUAACAGAGCAGUCUCUCUAUUGUCCGAGCCUGCGAGCCAGAGAAAAACCGAUAUAGGUCGCGCCUUGAUAGGUGCCACGGCGCUCGUCUACAUUGGUAUUGCGAUAACUACGGCAAUGUACAAGCAUAAGACGUAUCGCUAUAUCACCAUGAUGCGUGGCGCGCUGGUUUCUUUGGUCUAUGACAGAACUCUGAGCCUCAAUCUAGGUGCAGUGAGCGACGGGGCAGCCAUCACUCUCAUGAGUACAGAUAUUGAGCGAAUCGCAGCUGGCUUUGAGUGGACAGACGCACUCUGGGCCGGGCCGAUCGAGCUCGCCAUUGCCACUUACAUUCUUUACACUCAGAUCGGAUAUUCUUGCUUUGCACCAUUAAUCCUAAGCAUCAUUUUCCUCGCCAUAUGGGCCGCCCUUUCUGGAGCCUCUGCCAACUAUCAAAUGGCUUGGAUGGAAGCUGUACAGAGCCGUGUCUCAAGUGCCGCCAAUGUUAUUGGUAACAUGAAAGGUAUCAAAGGCUCUGGCCUGUCGGAUGUCUUUGCAGCUGACCUCCAGAGACUUCGUGUGGACGAGCUCAAGGCUUCUUCCAAGUUCCGGCAGAUCCUGGCGCUCUUCUCCAUCCUUGGAAACUUCUCAGGCGCUGCCACCCCCGUUCUCACACUUAUUAUCUACAUGCUUGUCAUGAGGGCGACGACCAGCACGGAUCUGGACCCCGCAGUGGCAUUCACGUCCAUCUCACUGGUCUCUUUACUGGGCGCGCCUGUCCAACAAUUUGCCAUGGCCCUGCUUAACCUUGCUGCGGCAACUGGCUGCUUCCAAAGAAUUCAACAAUACAUCAUCUCAACCGACGAGCAGCGAGACUCAUCCUCCGACAUGUCAUUCACAUCGGAUCUCAAGGAUACCACACAGGUUCAACUUAAAGAUUUAAAAUCUCUCGCAGAUGCGCCCCGUCAUGGUCAACAUACGGUGCAUGUAGAAAGCGCGAGCUUCAGCUUCACCCCCGAUGGGCCUACGGUUCUCAACGACAUCUCAUUGACUUUGUCACCCGGCUCAUGGACAGUAAUUACCGGACCUGUUGGCAGCGGCAAGAGUGCUUUACUCCUCGCUCUAUUGGGUGAGAUGCAUAAGAGCAAAGGAUCCGUGGACUUGCACCCAACUCGCAUGGCUUUCUGCGCACAGGAUGCAUGGCUUCCCAACCAAACCAUCCGCUCUCUUAUUAUUGGCACUUCUGAAUUCGAUGAAGAUCUUUAUUCGACCGUUUUGAGCGCCUGUGAAUUGCACCAAGAUCUCAAGAUUCUCUCUAAAGGAGACGAAUCGGUUGCUGGAAGCAAGGGUACGAGUUUGAGCGGAGGCCAGAAGCAGAGGAUCGUUCUCGCCAGAGCUCUUUAUGCGAGACCUAGCCUGCUCCUACUGGAUGAUGUACUCAGCGGUCUCGAUCCAACCACCGAGCGCCGCAUAGUCGAUAGUGUGUUUGGCCCACAGGGAAUUUGCCGAAAAAACAACACGACUGUUCUGUUGGCCACUCAUACAGUCUCGGCUGCAAGGGAGGCCGAUCAAGUCAUCAUGAUGGGUACCGGAGGUGUGAUUCUCAAACAUGGCUCACCAGCCUCGCUAGAUUUGAUCAGCUCCGAUAGUGACAUCAAGGAGAGCCGUACACCAGUGGAAGACGUCAGUGAUGCUGAUAUUCCAACGGAUGCGACAGGCCCAAGCGCCCCAGAAAUGGAUGCAGAAGACCUGAGCAAAAAGGAGGCAGAGGAUGAUCUCACUCGCAAGACAGGAGAUAUACGCCUGUAUCUCUACUACUUCAGAAGCGUCGGCUGGGUUGUCACCACUGUGUUGUUCGUGAGCUGCGCUCUCUUCAGCUGGAGCGCCCAAUUCCCAACCCUCUGGCUGAAGUGGUGGUCCGAUGCCAAUGGAGAGAACACUACCAUGUACAUGACUGUGUACGGUAUGUUCUGCGUCAUCUGUCUGCUCGCCCUUACUCUGGGUGUCUGGACGCUGGCCAUGGUAGGAAUUCCCAAGUCGUCAAACAAACUCCAUCAUGUUGUGCUUCAGACAAUGAUGUCUGCUCCGUACUGGUUCUUCGUGUCAACGGACUCGGGUCAAACUCUCAACCGCUUCAGUCAAGAUAUGUCGCUCAUCGAUAUGGCACUUCCAGUCGCUCUGGUCGAGUUCUCAUUCGCGGUAUUCCUCUGCAUAAUGUCAGCUGUGCUUAUUGCUCUAGGCUCCAAAUGGACCGCACUGAUGUACCCACCCAUGGCUAUCAUUCUGUACGUCUUGCAAAAGUUCUACCUCCGAACCUCUCGCCAGAUGCGAUACCUCGACCUUGAGGCAAAAUCGCCGCUGUACUCCCACUUCAUGGAAACUCUUCAAGGACUUUCGACAAUCAGGGCCUUUGGGUGGCAAGAGCCCUCUCGGAUGCAUCAUCACCAGAUCCUCGACACCUCCCAGCAGCCGUUUUACCUCAUGUACGCCAUCCAGCGAUGGCUGAACCUGGUCCUGGAUAUCGUUGUCGCUGUCGUCGCGACGUUCACCAUGGCUUUAGCCACGCAACUGCCAGGGGCAUCCGACUCCGGCCUCGGUGUGUCACUCAGUAACAUUCUGUCCUUCAGCGGCACAAUGGCUCUUCUCGUCAGUGUCUGGGCAGAGCUCGAAACUUCGCUCGGUGCUGUGUCUCGUGUGAGGGCCUUUGAGAAGACGACGCCGUCUGAACAUCUUCCAGAAGAAGUCGUGGAGCCGCCCGCUGAAUGGCCCACCAAAGGCGAGAUUGUCUUCUCCAACUUCUCCGGCUCCUAUAAAUCCCCGUCAGAGAAAGUGUUAAAGGACAUUGACUUAAAGAUAGAAGCAGGCGAGAAGAUUGCUAUCUGCGGUCGCACUGGAAGCGGGAAGUCAUCUUUUAUUCUCUCCAUCCUCCGACUUGUUGAGAAGGUCGAAGGAGAUAUCAUGAUUGAUGGGCUUGCCCUCUCAGACAUCCCCAGGGCACGAGUACGCAAGGGUGUCACGUCCAUUCCGCAAGAUCCGCUCAUCUAUCGAGGAACUGUCCGCUUCAACGCAGAUCCCCAUUCAGUUCACUCCGAUGAAGACGUCAUAUCCGCUCUCAAGGAGGUGAAUAUCUGGAGCGUUCUCAACGAGCGGGGGGGUCUUGAUGCGGACAUGGACACCGUCGGGCUAUCACGGGGCGAGCAACAGUUGUUCUGCCUCAGUCGAGCCAUCUUGGCCAAGCCACGGGUCCUCAUUCUCGAUGAGGUUACGUCGAGCGUUGACCGCGCGCAGGAGGAUGAAGUCGUCAAAAUGCUGUACCGCAACUUUGAGGGCACAACUAUCGUAAUGGUGGUGCAUCACUUGCGAAUGGUGCGCAACUUUGACAAGAUAUUGGUGCUGAGCGAAGGUGAAAUAGUAGAAUGGGACCAUCCAGACACGUUGAUGAUGGGUAACAGCAUGUUCCGACGCCUACUGUUCACACAAGAGGCCGCAGAUGAGAGCGCAUAG
Clonostachys byssicola is the source of this 4353-nucleotide messenger RNA. The record is from the annotation of a GenBank genome assembly. Lineage: Eukaryota; Fungi; Ascomycota; Sordariomycetes; Hypocreales; Bionectriaceae.